AUAGCAUCCGUUCACGAACUGCCGAGUGCUGCAAACCGCAGCUUGAAAGAGAGAGGCUCGACUAUUCCAGCCGAAAGCUUCUCGGCCAUGGCAGUGGCCGGCACUCCCUCUCUCAGCCUGCCCCCACCUGCGCAGCGCAGCGCCACAUCAAAGCCUCGCCGCCUCCCGCCGCGGGACGUCGUCUCGUGGACGUCGGCCAUCGCGCGCCCGGCGCGGGAGGGCGACCUGCAGGGGGCGGCCGCAGCGCUCUCCGCCAUGCUCUCCUCUCCAGCCGCGCCGCCCCCCAACGACGUCACCCUCCUUACAGUCCUCUCCGCCUGCGCCGGCGACUCCUCCUCCGCGCUCGCCCGGCCUCUCGCGCUCUCGCUCCACGCACUCGCCGUCAAGCUCUUCCCCUGCAACCUCCUCCUCUGCACCUGCCUCGCGCGGUUCUACCUCGCAUCCCGCCUUCCGCACCUCGCCAUCAAGCUGUUCGACUCCAUGCCCGACAGGUCCGUCGUCACCUACAACACCAUGAUCACCGGCCUCAUGCGUAACGGCCUCGUGGCCGCCGCGCGCGAGGUGUUUGACGAAAUGCCGGCGCCGGAUAAGGUCUCGUGGACAGCGCUCAUCGAUGGGUGCGUCAAGAACGGGCGGCAUGACGAGGCAAUCGACUGCUUCCACUCUAUGCUGAGAGACGGCGUUGAGCCAGACUAUGUCACGCUGGUAGCUGCCAUCUCUGCGUGUGCCGAGGUUGGUGCUCUCGGGCUCGGGAUGUGGGUGCAUCGCUUCGUGGUUGACAAGAGGUUGGAGCACAACGUCCGGGUCGCCAACUCGCUGAUUGACAUGUACGCGCGGUGCGGGCAGGUGGACUUUGCACGGCAGGUGUUUGGCAGAAUAAGGAAACGGACUGUGGUCUCUUGGAACUCGAUGAUCGUCGGGUUCGCUGCCAAUGGACAGUAUGCCGAUGCGGUGGAGCAUUUCGAGGCGAUGCGGAGGGAGGGCUUCAAGCCGGAUACAGUGACGUUCACCGGCGUGCUCACGGCCUGCAGCCAUGCCGGUCUCACCGACGAGGGGCUGAGGUACUACGACGCCAUGAGGACGGAGCAUGGCAUCGCUGCGAGGAUGGAGCACUACGGGUGCGUGGUGGACUUGCUCGGCCGGGCCGGUCGCCUAGGCGAAGCAAUGCGCGUGGUGGAGAGCAUGCCGAUGCGGCCAAAUGAGGUGGUGCUCGGAGCUCUUCUCGCAGGGUGCCGGAUGCAUGGGGACGUGGACUUGGCCGAGCAGCUGAUGCAGCACCUUCUGGAGCAGGACCCCGGCGGCGACUCCAACUACGUGCUGCUGUCGAACAUCUAUGCGGCCGUCGGGAAAUGGGGCGGUGCGGGCAAGGUCCGGAGCCUGAUGAAAUCCCGGGGAGUGAAGAAGAGGCCAGGUCAAAGCACCGUGGAGAUCGACGGUGAGGUGCAUGAGUUUGUCUGCGGGGAUCGAUCCCAUCCGCAGGCUCGGGAGGUGUUCGAGGUGCUUGGCCUGCUCACGCAUGAGAUGGCAGGGUGUGAGUUGUGAACGUGCAUUGAAACGGCUGCUUGGAUAGUUGGAUGAACUCAGAACUGCAACCGAGCACAAGGCUCAAGUAUUUCAGCAGGCACCAGCACAGGGUCUUGCGUUUCCAGCAUACCAAGCUCAGAUUAGAAAGUUGUUGUGUUUACAGUUUCUCAGCCACUGUGUUUUCCUUGCCUGUACAGUCUCGAAACAAGACAUCCAGACGUAAAGUUAUACAGAAGAUGAGAUAAAUCAUUUCGUUUGGACAUCUUUUGCAGUA
Brachypodium distachyon (stiff brome) is the source of this 1798-nucleotide messenger RNA. Its product is annotated as pentatricopeptide repeat-containing protein At1g05750, chloroplastic. The coding region runs from base 88 to 1542 and encodes 484 amino acids. The transcript has a single exon. The record is from RefSeq and is a predicted model, not a curated record. Lineage: Eukaryota; Viridiplantae; Streptophyta; Magnoliopsida; Poales; Poaceae. Gene Ontology annotation, biological process: RNA modification. Gene Ontology annotation, molecular function: protein binding; RNA binding.